Phymastichus coffea is the source of this 2371-nucleotide messenger RNA. RefSeq lists its product as uncharacterized. The record is from RefSeq and is a predicted model, not a curated record. The coding region runs from base 182 to 2197 and encodes 671 amino acids. NCBI's taxonomy places the organism in Eukaryota, Metazoa, Arthropoda, Insecta, Hymenoptera, Eulophidae. The transcript is spliced from 8 exons.
CACGUGUUGACUGUUGGGACUGUUGCAAAUUUUGGAAGCGGUUUUGUAAAUUUUAGAAUUAUGAACUUUUGAGAUGUAAUUUAUUGAUUAAAUAUUAAAUACAAAAAUAUUAGAUAUUACUGAGUGAUAAUUGUUAUUUUUUCUAGACAUUUUUUUUAUAAACUUGAAUACUACAAGAAAAAUGAUUUUAGAUAGAUUUAGUAGGAUAUCAAAGUUGGCUGGACAACUUACUGCUCAAAAAUUAGACUUACUUUUAAAGACAACUUCGUUUUCUCAUAAAAUUUAUAAACCAUGUUACUUUUACAAUAAACCAGUGGCUAGUAACUUCUGUACUCAAAGAAGAUAUUUAAGUACUUUCAGUGAUGUAAAAUAUAUAAAUGCAGAAGAAAAAGUUUUAGUAAAAGAUAAUGUAUAUACAGAACAACAACUUGUAGGCUCACAAUUAUUAGAAAGUUCUGAAGCUUAUAGUAAUUCUGUACCAAAGCCUAUGAAAUUUAAUGAAAGUUUAGUAGUUGACAACUUAGAAGAAUUACUAAGCCAAUCAUGGAUCAGUAUGAGCAAUUCUGACAUUAUUGAUAAUUUUGAACGCCUUUCGCAUUAUGCUUUCAAACACAAAGAAACAAUUGAAGAUGAAAAGUUUCAUGGUGUUUUAGAAGUACUGAAAAGUCAGUUCAUAAAUUUUAGUGAUAGUGAUAUACGUCAUGUGUUCAAAUGCUUACAAUUGUGGAAUAUCGACAAAACAGGAUCUGUUUUUACUGAUCUUUGGAAGACUUUUGAAAUAGAGAUAAUAAAAAGAUAUUCAAAUUGGACAAUUGAUGAAAUACUUUUUACAAGCCAUUUGUACUACAAAUUGAAAAUAUCAAGAGGUUCUGAAUACACUUGGCAUAGUUUGAAAAAAAUUGCUAGAAAACCUCAGAACAUGCAUUAUACACAAUUAAUACAUCUCACAUUUUUAAUGAAAAUGAACCGUAAACUUCCACUAAAUAUGUACAAUAUUGAGUAUUAUGUAGAGCAGCAAGUAGACAAAUUAACACUAAAUGAAUUAGGAAUAUUUGCAUUAACUUUUUCUCAAUAUGAUACUCCUAUAAGGAGUUCAAACUUUAUACAAAAAUUUCUAGAUAAAUUAAUUGCUGAAGUAGAUACUGUUAAUGAAAUAUAUUUAACCAGCUUAUUGAAUAUUAUACGCAUUAAUCCAGUAAUCAGUGACAAAUAUAUGAUGUUAUUACAAGAAUUAGAAAGAAAUUUUUCACGUUGGUCAAUAUAUACUUUGACUGCUAUUGCUAAUGCACAAACAAAAACGUUAAUGCAUAGUGAGACUUUGAUGUCUAAGAUUUUAGAAAGAUUUGAAACAGAAAUCAAAAACUUAAAAAUUAAACAAAUGGGCCAACUAAUGUUGACAUUAUUGAUAUUAGGUUAUAAUGGCAAAACAACACCAUUUGUUUCUAUGGUAAUACAUGAAUUACUAGAACCCAACAGAGUCGAUGAAAUUGAAAAGUUUUCAAAAGUAUUUAUAGAGAUUAUUCAUUUUGCUUUAUUAAUGAAUUUUUUUUCAAAGGAUACCGAAAAAUUGUGUAGAAAAAUAUUUGAUCCUAAAUUUAUUGAAAACUUCAGCAAAAAUGACUAUUAUAAUCUAAAUUAUGAAUAUCUUCAAAUGAGUUAUUGUUUAGAAUUUGAUCAUCCAGAAUAUAAUGGUCCUAAAUUAGAUGAAGGAGUGGUGGACUUCCUUUGCAAAGCAUUUGGAUCUAACAAAAGUGAAAAUAAUUUAAGAAGACCAGAAAAUAAGACAUUAGAUGGCAUGCUUCUGAGUAGUAUAGAGAAAAUUUGUAAGAGAGCAUUAAAAUCGGAAUAUGGAUUUUAUCGCAAAGCAGUUUUACCACACUUUGCUAAAGCAUUUGGCAUAAUUUGCUACGAUCCAGAAACCAAAGAAUACGGUUCACCAAAAGAAAAGCUGUCUCAAAUACCAUGGAAUUUACCAAAGUAUGCGCCAGCUGACGGUAAAGAAUGGUUUGCCCUGAUUAUGGGUUCUAAACAUCAGGUUAUUAAUAAUUCUCGUAAACCAGUCGGCAAAGUAUUAGUACAGAUAAGACAUCUCGAAAAAAUCGGAUAUAAACCGAUUUUCAUACCGCAUUAUGAAUGGGACAAUUUGUCUAAUAACAGUGAAAAAGAAAAAUAUAUUUUAGAUAAUUUACACAAAUAAAAUUCACAUUUUCAUAACAAAGUUAGUCUAAUGACACUUUUGACAGAUAUUUAGUUUUUUAUAUUUUCAUUUGUUUUCAAGUUAUUUUUUGAAAAAAUGGAUAUAUCACGUUAAUCAGUGUUCUUUGUAUCAUACAACAAUCACAUAAAAUAAAGUAGCCUUUAGUUAUCGUUA